GGAAACAAAAUUCAUUUCCCCAAAAAUGGUCAAUAUCAAGGCCCAUAUUUUUCCUCAACUCAAAAAAUGGUAGAAAGGAAGCAAAAAAAGACCAGAAUUUUAUACUCAAAAUUGUUGUCUUUAGCUUUUUGAAUUUUGAUACUCAAAUUCUCAACAUUCAAACCUGCACUUGACUCUAGUAUCAAGCAGCAACUAGAUCUUUUUCCAAACAUCUCAAACUCUGAUUUUGUUGUAGUUAUCUAACACUAACAUAUUAGUGAUAUUACUAUAAUUUACUUCAAACUUCAUCAGAAACUCUAAGAAAAUGAAGAACCCUACAAAUUUCUGAGUUCGUGGAUUGGAAGUCAAGUUUAGGAAGGUGCUUUGAUCUUUGUUAUCAAUCAGGGACAUGGAUGAGAGGCUAAAGGAAGGAAGAAAUGAGAUGAAAUCACUCAGAUAUAUCAACCAGACCUUGACAGGGGUGGUAACCACUCUCCUGGUCUACGGGAGUGAGUGUUUGGGGCCUGGUCUAGGGGAGCAAGUGUUCGGGUUGGGGAUAUUGUGGGAUGAGAUUUUUUCUAAACAUUUCCCCUUCGACUAUGAUUUUAGCUCAUGGGUCAUAUUCGUUUCCUGGAGCUUGCACUGCUACACCUAAUAGAGCUGUUAUCCACUCAUGCAGUAGUUGAUGAUUCUGAGUGUGAAGAAUGAGUUUAUCACUCACGGUGAUGACCUUCAACCUCCACAAUGACCAGCCUGCUGAUAGUUUGAAUUCAUGGGAAAAGAGGAAAGAUUUAUGCAUCAGCGUGAUAACUAGUUAUUCACCAACUAUCUUAUGUACCCAGCAAGGCUUGAAGUUGCAGCUGGAAUACCUUCAGCAGGGAUUGCCUGGUUAUGGCUGUUUUGGCAUUUCAAGAAAGGGAGUUGAAGACACAUCAGAUGAGCAUUGUGCCAUUUUCUUUGACAAGGAGAAGGUAGAGCUAGUAGAAGGUGGAACCUUUUGGUUAUCAGAGUCACCUUCUGUAGCGGGAAGCAUUUCAUGGGGAGCAAUAGCUCCGUGUAUAGUGACAUGGGCAACAUUUCAGCUUAGGGGGGUUGAACCACCUGGUUUCUCAUUCCAGAUUGUUAACACAAAUAUGGAUGAGUCAAGUCCUCGUGCACGCCGAAGAGGUGCUUUACUCACAUGGCAGCAUAUCGCAUCACUACCUCCUAGCUUGCCAGUAGUUUAUUGUGGAGGAUUUAAUACACAAAAAGAAUCGACUACAGGUCGUUUCCUUCUUGGGAGAUCAAGAGAGCACGGUGUAGUGGGUGACAUGAGAGAUACAUGGCCAAAUGCACGUGUUAGAAAAAAUGUAUCCUUAAUUCGCACUUAUCAUGGAUUCAAAGGUGACAAACAGGGAGCUAUGGAAUUUCUGAAGUUGAUUUUUAGGGCGCUUUGUCUCUGUUGGGAUCGUCAAACUCAAGAUCUCCAUGUCGAUUGGAUUCUAUUCAGAGGGAGAUCCCUCAUACCUGUUCUGUGUGAAGUAGUUAAUGAUAAUAUUGAUGGGUGUUACCCAUCCUCCCACUAUCCAUUGUUUGCUGAGUUUAUGCUCCCUCGUUCUGUUAGAUUGAGUGAAAUUCCAGCUCAAGAUGAGAGCUGAGCGAUACGUGCUUACGCUAUUUAGUUGAGUCUGGCUAUCUAGCUAAAUUUCUGUAGUUGGUUAAGCUUUUAUCCCACGAGUCCAAAGGAACCAUCUAUGUAAAUGUAUUGCAUGUGGAAUGUACCACAACUGUAUCUCAUAUUCAUUGAAAUUUAGCUAUUUGGAGUGUUUUUGUUUAGUUACACUCUUUUUUGUUUGAUAGAAACUUAUGAAACUCUUCAAUAAAACUCAUGAUUGGCACAAUA
This is a messenger RNA of Beta vulgaris subsp. vulgaris (sugar beet), 1861 nucleotides long. RefSeq lists its product as hypothetical. The transcript is spliced from 9 exons. The record is from RefSeq and is a predicted model, not a curated record. Gene Ontology annotation, molecular function: 3'-5'-RNA exonuclease activity. Bases 684 to 1616 code for a protein of 310 amino acids. Lineage: Eukaryota; Viridiplantae; Streptophyta; Magnoliopsida; Caryophyllales; Amaranthaceae.